This is a messenger RNA of Phaeodactylum tricornutum CCAP 1055/1, 727 nucleotides long. RefSeq lists its product with no specific name. The transcript is spliced from 2 exons. The coding region runs from base 36 to 674 and encodes 212 amino acids. The record is from RefSeq and is a predicted model, not a curated record. NCBI's taxonomy places the organism in Eukaryota, Bacillariophyta, Bacillariophyceae, Surirellales, Neidiaceae.
GACAAAACUCCAAGCUAUCAUCUUACGCGUGCAUAAUGAAGCUGAGCAGCAUUUCACUAUCGGUGGCUCUCACGAUGACUACGUCAUCGACGAUGCGAUCGGCGUCGGCCUUUAUUCCUCAUCAGCAGCGCGCCGCAGUCCUACCAACAGGGGGAGCUACCCGCGCCUUCUUAUUCGAUAAGCUGUUCAGUACGAGUUCGGGCAAGCUUCCCGUCAUGGCUGAGGAAGACGUCAUGUCUCCCAAGGCGCACGGAACUUCCGAAAAACCCGUUCAGAAGAACUUGAGGUGGAAUUGCGAUUUCGAUACCGCCGAUCGGAUUUGCAACUUUAAUCGCCACUACGCUGAGCACGCUGGGUACUGGCAAACAACCGAGUUUCUCAAGUCCAUUAAGGAAGAAGAGCAGCCCAUCAAAUUUUACGAUUCCGUCACCGGUGUGCACCUUUUUACAGCUCCUGUGGGGCGCACCAUGGAAGAGUUUCUUCUGGAAUCCCAGAAACAUGGUUGGCCCAGUUUUCGCGAUGAAGAAACCGUCUGGGACAGCGUCCGCUGUCUAAAGGAUGGAGAGUGUGUCAGUGUUACUGGUACGCAUCUUGGACACAAUAUUCCUGACAAGUCCGGAAACCGCUACUGCAUCAAUCUAGUUUCUGUAGCGGGCACACCCGCAGAGAGCUAGAAUAGAAUAAGGGAAGCAAUUCUUGGUAUACAUUGUGUAGAAACCGAACUAGU